This is a messenger RNA of Arabidopsis thaliana (thale cress), 1416 nucleotides long. RefSeq lists its product as uncharacterized. The transcript is spliced from 5 exons. Bases 185 to 1156 code for a protein of 323 amino acids. The record is from RefSeq and is marked reviewed. Lineage: Eukaryota; Viridiplantae; Streptophyta; Magnoliopsida; Brassicales; Brassicaceae. Gene Ontology annotation, molecular function: NAD+ poly-ADP-ribosyltransferase activity. Gene Ontology annotation, cellular component: nucleus.
GCUUAACAAAAACCGUUUAUACGGAGAACGACGAUUCUGACCCUUUUUCUUUCACCUGUAAAAAAAAAGAACACUUGCUUUCUUCUUCAUUCUCCACUUUUUUUUUUUCCUUCUCCCCAAGAAUACUUCUCUUUCUCUCUCGCACUUUCUUCUAGACUCUGUUUUUUCUUUUUUGGGGGUGAUAAUGGCGGCGCAGGUCGAAAUUGAGGACCAAACGUCCGUCACCAACCUUGAUAAUGGCGAAAUAUUCGAUUCAAUCUCCGACGAUGCUGAUUCUUCUGUUUCUCACGCCGGAUCUUCUUUCUCUUCCUCUUCACUGAUCCUUCUCGGCGAAGGAAACCCAGAGCACGACGUUAUCAAGACGUGUUUACUCUCGGGAAUGGGUGUUGUUUCUAGCGACACGACGAUCGUUACGAUUAGUAAAAACUCUUCGGAACGAGGAAUCACGACGAGAGCCAAGUUUUUGGCGUUUAGGAUUUUCACUGACGCUGUUGCGAGGAAACACGGCGGAGAUGCUAAUGUGAAAUAUGGUUGGUACGCUGGUUCUAGAGAUGAGAUUCAAAGAAUCAUCUCUUACGGAUUUAGCAAUCGUGAUGUUGGAAAAUUUGAAAAUGAUGGUGGUUCUCAUGGAAUUGGAAUCCAUUUGGUUCCUUCCAAGUGUUCUCUACUUGCGGCUUCAGCUACAGAGCAAGAUGAAGAAGGUUUACGAUAUCUUCUGUUAUGCCGUGUAAUCUUAGGGAAACCUGAGAUAAUCAUCUCCGGCUCUAAACAAUCGUAUCCGAGUUCUGCUGAGUUUGAUUCUGGUGUGGAUGAUUUACACAAUCCUAGAAACUAUGUGAUUUGGAGUUGUAACAUGAAUUCGUGUAUUCUUCCGAGUUAUAUCGUCAGUUUUAGGUCUCCUAGACUGAGAGUGAGUAGAGGUGGUUUUGCUUCGAGACCAAGCUCGCCGUGGGUUAGUUUUGCUUCCUUGAUGUCAAUGUUGUCUACAUCAAUGGAUCCUUCAAGAAUGAACUUGAUCAUCCGAACUUACGAUGAUUUUCGGAAACGGAAGAUUAGGAGAGACCAAUUGGUAAGGAAGAUGAGAGAAGUGGCUGGAGAUAAUCUUUUGGCUGAGAUAAUCAAGAAUCACAAAAACAGAAACAAGGUCACGAAUUAAAAAAAAAAAAAAAAACAUGAGAGAAGUUCCACACGUGUGAAAGGUGAGAAGAAAAAAAUCAAUAGAAGAUCACACACGUAUAUAGGACAAGCUUCAAUCAAAACGUGGAAGGAACUAUAUGAGAGAUUUGAUGCAUUUUUUUUUUCUAUUGGAAGGUGUAGUUUCCGUUAGUGGUAAAAACAGAGGAUCCCUUUUGGGAAACUUGUAAAGAGCUUGAACAUUACAAAUCUCCAGAAUAAUCAAGAAAUUCUAGAAUCACA